AUGAAGAUCAAUCAGACCGUCCUGAAAGAGUUCAUUCUUGUUGGCUUUUCUGUUUACCCACAUGCACAGACAUUCCUCUUUGUGGUUUUCUUUUGCCUCUACCUUCCCACCCUCACAGGUAACCUGACCAUCAUGGGUCUAACUUGGGUGGACAGACGUCUCCACACACCCAUGUACCUCUUCCUUAGUGCACUCUCUUUCUCUGAGACCUGCUACACUCUGACCAUUAUCCCCAGGAUGCUGGCAGAUCUCCUGGCCAAGAAAAGAAGCAUUUCAGUCAUAGGUUGUGGCUUGCAGAUGUAUUUCUUCUUGGGACUUGGCGGCACUCACUGUAUCCUUCUCACUUUGAUGGGAUAUGAUCGCUUCCUGGCCAUCUGCAACCCUCUCAGAUAUCCUUUGCUUAUGACCAAUAUGGCAUGUGGAAAACUUGUGGUCUCUGCUUGGGCUGCUGGCUUCUUUAUUUCUGUGACAGAGAUUGCAUUGAUAUUCAGGGGCUCUUUCUGCAGUCCCAACCUUGUCAAACACUUCUUCUGUCAUAUGAGGGCUAUUGUGAGGCUGUCCUGUCUAGACAGUGACCUCACAGAAUUCAUUGUAACAGCAAUCUCAGUGUCAGGCUUGAUGGGCACCUUUCUGCUCAUUAUCCUCACUUACAUUUUCAUUCUUUCCACUGUCCUCAAGAUCCCGUCAGCUGAGGGCAAGCAGAAGGCCUUUUCUACCUGUGCCUCCCACCUCACAGUGGUCAUCAUCCACUUUGGUUUUGCGUCUAUUGUUUAUCUGAAGCCAGAAGCAUCAGGGGGAGAUGACACAGUGAUCGCAGUUCCCUACACUGUCGUCACUCCUUUCCUCAGCCCUCUCAUUUUCAGCCUCAGGAAUAAGGACAUGAAGAAUGCUUUCAGAAAGGCCCUUGGAAAGACGCAUUUCUUGAAUAAGCAAUCUUGGAUUAUGGAAGAUUAUGAGAACAUACAUAACUGA
This is a messenger RNA of Bubalus bubalis (water buffalo), 972 nucleotides long. RefSeq names its product olfactory receptor 10X1. Lineage: Eukaryota; Metazoa; Chordata; Mammalia; Artiodactyla; Bovidae. The transcript has a single exon. The record is from RefSeq and is a predicted model, not a curated record. Gene Ontology annotation, cellular component: membrane. Gene Ontology annotation, molecular function: olfactory receptor activity. The coding region runs from base 1 to 972 and encodes 323 amino acids. Gene Ontology annotation, biological process: G protein-coupled receptor signaling pathway.